ACCAUAAAAAUAGUUAAUUCAUUUUGUAAGCUUAAGUUAUACUCAAUCAUGGCUGGGGAAGUAGUUGUCGACGCGUUGCCAUACAUUGACCAAGGGUACGAUGAACCAGGAGUACGAGAAGCGGCAUUUGCAAUGGUUGAAGAAGAAUGCAGAAGGUAUCGACCGACAAAAAAUUAUUUGGAGCACUUACCCCCUUUAAAUGUCUCAUCUUUCGAGACCCAGAUUAUGCAUAACGAAUUUGAAAGGCUUCAAAAUCGUCUGCCAAUGGAAACCAUCUCAAUGAAACGCUAUGAAUUACCGCCUCCACCAAGCGGGAAACUCAAUGAACUAAACGCCUGGACAGAGUGUGUGGACAAUUCUCAAGCCCAGUUAGAGCACCAAGCAGUUAGAAUAUUAAACUUACAGCUAAUGAUGGAAUAUUGUUGUCCUGCUUGGCAAAGAUAUUUGCAAACUUUGCAGGACAUGGAAAAACUUGCUUCAAAAAAACUGGCCAACUUAAGGCAUGCCUUGCAGGAAAUUAAUUGGCAGAGGAAAUCUCUGCAAACCAAAGGAGGAGAACAAUUAAGGAAUUUGGAAGCCAAGUGGGUGGCUUUGGUAUCCCACAACUAUGAGAUCGAACAAGCUUGUUCCAUGGCUGAAGAGUAUAUAGUAAGAGUAAAACAGAAUCCACAUUUGUUAAAUACAGCCCCUCUGUCAUAUAGGUCUAUAUAGUUCUAAGUUUAAAUUAUUUGUGUAUAGGUUAGGUUAAAUAAAGUUUCAAC
Messenger RNA from Cylas formicarius (sweet potato weevil), 761 nucleotides. RefSeq names its product pre-mRNA-splicing factor SPF27 (gene BCAS2). The transcript is spliced from 2 exons. NCBI's taxonomy places the organism in Eukaryota, Metazoa, Arthropoda, Insecta, Coleoptera, Brentidae. The record is from RefSeq and is a predicted model, not a curated record. Bases 49 to 711 code for a protein of 220 amino acids. Gene Ontology annotation, biological process: mRNA processing. Gene Ontology annotation, cellular component: catalytic step 2 spliceosome; precatalytic spliceosome; Prp19 complex.